CCCACACACUCUCUCUCUCUCUCUCUAACCUCCACCAAUGUCGUCGAAGGCAGAACCCACUCCCCCUCAUCGCUCAACACCCACAGUCCUCCUCCUUGCUUGUCUAGUAAUCCUCUCAACUCUCUGGUACCCCCUCCCUCAACCCAACAGGCCCACCUCUGUUUCUUAUGAUCACAGAGCAAUCACAAUCAAUGGGCAGCGAAAAAUCCUCAUCUCUGGCUCCAUUCACUACCCCAGGAGCACUCCUGAGAUGUGGCCUGAUCUCAUUCGAAAGGCUAAAGAUGGGGGCUUGGAUGUUAUAGAGACCUAUGUGUUCUGGAAUGGGCACGAGCCUUCCCCUGGCCAGUAUUACUUUGAGGAAAGAUAUGAUCUUGUUCGGUUUGUUAAGCUCGUGGAGGAGGCUGGGCUCUAUGUUCAUCUUAGAUUAGGCCCUUACAUUUGCGCUGAAUGGAAUUUUGGGGGGUUUCCUGUUUGGCUGAAGUAUGUACCGGGUAUCAGUUUCAGAACUGAUAAUGAGCCUUUCAAGGCUGAAAUGGAGAAAUUCAUAAAGAAGAUAGUUUCCAUUGGGGUUUUAUAUUGUGGGUGGGUGGUCGGGUACGCGGUGCAGUGCGUGGUGCACGUGGUUUGCGUGUCCCUUGAGCAGAGGAGCGGGGGUUCUUCGUUGAGUUCGGCGAGGGAUGUUGAGAUCGGGGAGCGUGGUCGAGAGGAUGAGGAGAGUACGAGUAUUGCAAAACAUUUGGAGUCUGCGAACACAAUGUCUUCAUUCAUAUGGUGGAUAGUUGGAUUCUACUGGGUAUCUGCUGGAGGCCAAACUUUAACCCAUGAUGCACCUCAGCUUUACUGGCUUUGUAUAGUUUUUCUGGCAUUUGAUGUCUUCUUUGUGUUGUUUUGUGUUCUUUUGGCGUGCAUCGUUGGAGUCGCUGUCUGCUGCUGUCUACCGUGUAUAAUAGCUAUUCUAUAUGCUGUUGUAGAGCAGGAAGGAGCAUCUGAAGAAGACAUCCAUCAACUUCCAAAGUACAAAUUCCGGAGGGUGGGAUAUCCUGAGAGGUCUGCCAAUGAGAUAUCAGGACCUUGUGGUGGAAUAAUGACAGAAUGUGGGAGUAAUCCACCCAUUGAGCAUGUUGUUCGACUGGAGGAUGCUGAAUGUUGUAUCUGCAUCUCUUCUUAUGACGACGGUGUUGAGCUACGCGAACUUCCCUGCAACCACCAUUUCCAUCUAAGCUGCAUUGAGAAAUGGCUUCACAUUAGUGCAACAUGCCCUCUCUGUAAGUACAAUAUCAUCAAGAACAGCAACUGUGAGACUGUGGAAGUAUAGUUAUCUUAUGGCUCGUGAAAGUUUAUAGAGUUGUUGUAUAAUGUGUGUCGAUAUAAGUCCCUGAUCUGUAAGCUGUUGUUUUGUGAAUAAUGCGUCUACCCCGUGGCCUUUGUUCUCAUGCUGUUAAUAAUUGUAAUCUAAUCAGUAAAUGAAAAAAAAAAACUCUUAUCAGGAGUAGCCAUUUCAAAUGGUGCUCUUUGGUGAGGUUGUGUUUGUGUUAUUUGUACCGCCUUCAACUCAACAUUUUCUCGGAAGAUUAUGUGCC
Asparagus officinalis (garden asparagus) is the source of this 1580-nucleotide messenger RNA. RefSeq names its product E3 ubiquitin-protein ligase At1g63170-like. The record is from RefSeq and is a predicted model, not a curated record. Gene Ontology annotation, molecular function: beta-galactosidase activity. Lineage: Eukaryota; Viridiplantae; Streptophyta; Magnoliopsida; Asparagales; Asparagaceae. Bases 38 to 1315 code for a protein of 425 amino acids. Gene Ontology annotation, cellular component: cell wall; vacuole. The transcript is spliced from 10 exons. Gene Ontology annotation, biological process: carbohydrate metabolic process.